This is a messenger RNA of Pogonomyrmex barbatus (red harvester ant), 1008 nucleotides long. RefSeq names its product charged multivesicular body protein 1 (gene Chmp1). The record is from RefSeq and is a predicted model, not a curated record. Gene Ontology annotation, biological process: vacuolar transport. Lineage: Eukaryota; Metazoa; Arthropoda; Insecta; Hymenoptera; Formicidae.
CUCACGUCAGUUCUGGCUUGCAGUUUAGUUCAGUUCUAGUGCGAUCCUCGUGCAGGAACAGCAAAUAAAUCUUUUUCGAGUUCAUUAAUUAUGGUUGUUACUAAAUUGGAUUAACAUUGCUGUGUAAACGUAGUCUAUGCUUUUCUGAUUUUUGAUGUUGAUUGUCCAUCUUGAAAAGAGAACAGCGUUGAAGCUGAGCAAAUUGUCUCACCUUUGAGGUUAGAAUUCCAUUGUCAUAACGGGGGCCGAACAGUCAGUCAUGUCCGUCUCUCAGAUGGAAAAGAAUUUAUUUAAUUUGAAGUUUGCGGUAAAGGAGUUGGAAAGAAAUUCUAAGAAAUGUGAAAAGGAGGAAAAGAUAGAAAAAGCAAAAAUCAAAAAAGCGAUACAAAAGGGUAACAUGGAAGGUGCUCGCAUUCAUGCAGAGAAUGCAAUUCGACAAAAGAAUCAGGCCUUGAAUUAUCUCCGGAUGAGUGCUAGAGUAGAUGCGGUUGCUAGCAGAGUACAAACUGCAUUAACCACUCGCAAAGUCACUCAAUCCAUGGCUGGUGUUGUCAAAGCUAUGGAUGCAGCUAUGAAAUCAAUGAACCUAGAAAAAAUCUCUGGACUCAUGGAUAAGUUCGAGAGUCAAUUCGAAGAUUUGGAUGUGCAAAGUUCAUAUAUGGAAAACGCCAUGUCACAAACUACAACCACUAAUGUACCUCAAAAUGAUGUAGAUGCUUUAAUGCAACAAGUUGCAGAUGAAGCUGGGCUGGAAUUGAACAUGGAACUUCCAUCAGGUCAACUUGGUAGUAUUGGUACUUCCACAGCAGUGAGUCAAGAGCAAGAUGAAUUAACACAGAGAUUGGCACGACUUAGAGAAUAAUGAACUGCUUUAAUAUGUAUUGCAAUUCAAAUGUUUUAUAUACAUUAUGUAAUAUAUUAUUUCUCAUAUUAUGUUAUGGUAAGUGUAUAGAGUGUAUAGUAACACAUAUAUUUUACACAAAUAACACAAAUUUUAAUCCUAAAAAA